UGACGCCGCUGUCUCUCGCAGGACCUGAAGAUCAAGAACAUGGGCUCGUGGGCGUCGCUGGUGCAGAAGCACCCGGCGGCGCCGGCGGCCGCGGCCAAGUCCUCGAGCGACUCCUUCGAGCAGUUCAAGCGGGCGGCGCGCGAGAAGGAGGAGCGCGAGAAGGCCCUCAAGGCCCAGGCCGAGCAGGUGGAGCGCGAGAAGGAGCGGCUCAGGAGGGAGCAGGAGAGGAUGAGGUCCCGGGAGGAUGAUGAAGCCCUGGAGCAGGCGCGCCGGGUGCACGAGGAGGUUCAGGCAGGGGGGGGUUCCUGGUCAGUGAUGGUCAGUGAUGAUGGUCAGUGGUCAGUGACGAUGGUCAGUGGUCAGUGGUCACUGUGGUCACUCUGAAGGUCCCGGGAGGAUGAUGAAGCCCUGGAGCAGGCGCGCCGGGUGCACGAGGAGGUUCGGCGGCGCCAGGAGCAGCAGCCGCCG
Cyanistes caeruleus (blue tit) is the source of this 468-nucleotide messenger RNA. NCBI's taxonomy places the organism in Eukaryota, Metazoa, Chordata, Aves, Passeriformes, Paridae. The record is from RefSeq and is a predicted model, not a curated record.